Messenger RNA from Laetiporus sulphureus 93-53, 3684 nucleotides. Its product is annotated as Pkinase-domain-containing protein. The record is from RefSeq and is a predicted model, not a curated record. The coding region runs from base 1 to 3684 and encodes 1227 amino acids. NCBI's taxonomy places the organism in Eukaryota, Fungi, Basidiomycota, Agaricomycetes, Polyporales, Laetiporaceae. Gene Ontology annotation, cellular component: cytoplasm. Gene Ontology annotation, molecular function: protein serine/threonine kinase activity; ATP binding; tau-protein kinase activity. Gene Ontology annotation, biological process: protein phosphorylation; microtubule cytoskeleton organization; intracellular signal transduction. The transcript is spliced from 5 exons.
AUGGCGACCUACCCAACGUCGUUGACAAACCAGCCAGGCCAGCCAUUGCCUCAAGUAGCGGAGGAAGGCGAGACGACGCCGUCGCACGGCGGCAUGGUUGUCGGCCACGAGUUCGAUGUCCCGAUCUCGCCAAAGCCGGUUUCUGUCACCCAACCACAACUACCCGGCCGCGAACAAUCCCAGCUCCAGAGUAUAAAUCCGCCUAGUCGUCCGCCCAGCGCGCAGAAUCCCAUUCCUAGACGGUCUGCGUCCACCGUUCAGAAGCUACGGCCCGUCUCCAUGCCCCCGCAGAGCUUUGCCACCCCCGACCGCAGCGACCGCGACCGCCAGCAAAAUGAUGACGGCUCACGGCGGGAACAGCCUUCAGGCAGCAGGCCGCGCAGCACGAACAGGAUUCUUGGGGAUUACACGCUGAGCAAGACGUUGGGUGCGGGGAGCAUGGGCAAGGUUAAGCUUGCUCAUCACAACAUCACUGGCGAAAAGCUCGCGGUCAAGAUCCUCCCGCGAGCGUCGCCACCGAGUGGAGCCGUGCCGACCUCGGAGGCAGCGGCCAAGCAGGCCUCCAAGGAUGCCUCAAAAGAGAUCCGAACGCUGCGCGAGGCAGCGCUGUCUAUGCUGCUCCAUCAUCCGUACAUCUGCGGCAUGCGUGAGAUGAUUGUGCAUGCGCACCACUAUUACAUGGUCUUUGAAUACGUGAACGGCGGUCAAAUGCUCGACUACAUCAUUAGUCACGGCCGCCUGCGCGAGCGGGUUGCGCGCAAGUUCGCCCGCCAGAUUGGGAGUGCUCUCGACUACUGUCAUAAGAACAACGUCGUCCACCGGGACCUCAAGAUCGAGAACAUUCUCAUCUCACAAACGGGAAACAUCAAGAUCAUCGAUUUUGGGCUCUCGAAUCUGUACGAUCCCGCGAGCCACCUCUCGACGUUCUGUGGCUCGCUCUACUUUGCCGCACCUGAGCUGCUCAACGCGAAGGUGUACACCGGUCCCGAGGUUGACGUUUGGAGCUUCGGCGUCGUGCUUUAUGUGCUCGUGUGUGGCAAGGUGCCCUUCGACGACCAGAGUAUGCCUGCGCUGCACGCUAAGAUCAAGCGUGGUUUAGUGGAGUAUCCUGUCUGGCUCAGUGCAGAGUGCAAGCACUUGCUCACUCGUAUGCUCGUCACAAACCCGGUUAACCGCGCGUCGUUGACGGAGGUACUUAGCCACCCGUGGAUGGUGCGUGGCUUCAACGGCCCACCCGACUCACACCUCGUCCACAGGGAGCCGUUGCGUGCAGAUGAGCUCGAUCGGCAGGUGAUUCGUGGCAUGAAAGGCUUCGAGUUCGGCACCGAGGAGGAUAUCGAGCACAGGCUGGUCGAAGUCCUCGAGUCUGACGCCUAUGGUCGCGCGGUGCAGCAUUGGGAGCGCAAGCGCAUGAUUCCGAACGGGCGCAACGGAAAUGGGCGCCAAUGGGGCGAGUCGUUCUCCAACUCGUCGCUUGCGGUUUCCCAGGAUGGCACAUACAACACGAAUGGCAAGCACGAGUCUCCAUCAAAAUCAAAGCGCCGAUUCUCAGGCUUCGACUUCUACCGCCGCAAGUUCUUCUCACCCUCCUCGUCUCCGCCGGGUUCGCCAUUUGCAGGUUCCCCACCAACCUCCCAAUCCCAUCUCUCGAAUACAUCCCUUGUUGAUGCCAGCCAGCGCGAACCACCAGAUCCAACGUAUGGCUUCCAUCCGCUCAUCUCUAUCUACUUCCUAUCGCGAGAAAAGAUGGAGCGAGAGAAGGUCUAUGGUCCCGGUCACUUUGCCAACUCGCAGCUCUCUCUCGAGACGCCACAGGGUGAGGCAGCCCCAGAGGAUGCCAAUAUGCCAACGAACGCGAAGCAGCUCUCACAGCCCACAGUCCGGAAGAAGGACACUGUUGCUGCGAAGCCAGAUUACAGCAUGCCACUUCCGCGUUUGCCUGCGCCGGAGACAUCACACUAUUCUGGCAUGUCGUAUGAUCCUUCUGCUCCGGGCCCAUCGCCUGUUUCGCCCACGUUAGCGGCACAACCGCGCGCCCGUGAUGCUGCGUUAACUGGACCCAGAUCGCCUGUCCUGCCUGCGUCAGCACCGAAUACGGCGACAAAGGUGCAGAUGAACUUACCCCGUAUCCCACCUGCCACCACGCACCGUCGAAGUCAUAGUCUCAGCAAGCAGCCAAGUAUGGGGAAGUCAUUCGGGGGGAGGUUCGGUGGAGGCGGCGUCGAGCCGGUCAGCGAGGACACCAUGCUCAGGCCUCAUCCGGACGCGCUGGAUGCUCCGCGCUCUGCAGGACCUGACAGGACGUCAUACGCAGAGCACGCAGAUGACGACGUGCGACCGCCCAUGUCUGCAGGGGCGACGCUGGUGCGUAAGUUUGGCAGCUUGCUGGUCGGGAAGAGCGAUGAGGGGCGGAGAUCUCUCUCCCACGGGACAGCCAAGCGGGGGAGCAUCCUUCAGUCGUUCUCCCCACGGCCGUCUGCAGAGGUCACGGAGAUGGCGGUCGAUGAGCACGGCACGCUGGUGCAUGAAGAACGGAACGAGGAUGGACUCAGGAGCCAUGAACCCGUGCAGGCUAGUACGAUCACGCAAAGCCACAGCCAGCCGAUCGCUUCCCCACAUCGGCGCGCUGCUACGGUCUUGGAUCCACAAGGACGGGCAGCACGGCAUGAGCGGAGAAAUAGCACGGGAGCUGCGUUCUUCUCGAAUGUUGGCGGUACCAUCGGACGCCAUCGUCGGCAAUCCACGGGCUAUUCGAGCGAAUACAGAAGGGCUGCAGGAGACAGGACGUUUGAGAGGACCGACGAGGAGGACGAGGGUGCCGAGCUCAAUCACGGCAUGCCUGAGUCGUCAGUUACGAACAGGAAGGGUGCAGGGCGGUCGUCCAAGGAUGAGGAGGGCCAUGGCGAGGAGAAGGAGUUCAAGCCUGUUUAUCUCAAGGGUUUGUUUAGUGUGGCAACGACUUCGACGAAGCCUCCGUCAGUAAUCAAGGCCGACAUCCGGCGUGUCUUGGACAGAAUGCAAGUACAGUAUCGCGAGACGAGGACCGGCUUCGAAUGCAUUCACUUGCCAUCCAUCGACGUAUCUUCUGUUCAGCCACCACCGCCUUCUGAGCGCCAACAUCGCAAACGAGGCUCUGCAGGUUCGAAUGAGACUGAUACGACGAAACGCUCGAUUGUCCGAAAGACGUCCAAGAUGUCUUUUGGGAAUAAGAGCGCGAACAAGACGCCCGAAGUCAAGGAAAAGGAGCUGCCCAGCCGACCAUCUGGCACAGGCCUGAGUGCAACGACGAGCAGCGCCUCAUCAUCCUUCUUCCAUGUAUCAUCCACUGCCCACAAUGCGCCCGUCGAGGGUGUGCGGUCCGACACCGCUGAGCCGACGGCGAACCAGGCUGACGAACCAGUCGCCCGUGCUCAAUCAAUCAGCAAAGGCAAAAUAUUGCCGCCUAUACCCCGUACUUUUGCUUCAAGCCCGCCGCCGUCUUGUCCGACACCAUUACCUACAGGAGAGGUUGACUCGGACGUGUUUGAGAGCAUGGGCGCUAGCUCGCUCGCUGUCCGGUUUGAGAUCAACAUUGUGAAGGUACCAUGGCUUCCACUUCAUGGCAUUCAGUUCCGACGCUCAGGGGGCGACGGGUGGCAAUACGGUAUGUUGGCUCGCCGAGUACUGACCGAGUUGAAGCUAUGA